AUGAAGAAGGAGGUCAUAGAAGGUGAAACCGAUUCCCCUGCUGAGUUGGAAUCCCAGUUUGUAUUACGUUUACCACCAGAACCAGCAAAAAUCUUGAGGGAGACACUCAGAAGCCACAGUAAUUUGAAAGACAGGUUUUCUAUAAAAAUCGAAAACGAUAUGCGUCAUGGUGAGGUCAGAGUAGAUCACUGGUUGUUGACUGGAAAGGUGGUUGAUCUACCAACUAUUGUAGAGUCCCUUAAGACUAUAGAUGGUAAAGGCUUUUACAAAACUGCAGAUAUUUGUCAGAUGCUAUAUUGUAAAGAAGAGGAUGAUCAAGCUACAACUGAUGAAGAUUCUCCUCAAAAAAAGAAGAAAGACACAAACAAAGUUGACAAGAAAUAUCUUUGGCCCCAUGGAGUUACACCACCUACAAAAAAUGUUAGGAAGAGAAGAUUUAGAAAAACUUUGAGGAAAAAGUAUGUAGAGGCUCCUGAAAUAGAAAGGAAGUAA
Messenger RNA from Acanthoscelides obtectus, 492 nucleotides. NCBI's taxonomy places the organism in Eukaryota, Metazoa, Arthropoda, Insecta, Coleoptera, Chrysomelidae. The record is from the annotation of a GenBank genome assembly.